AUGGAGGUGUCAUUGGUGGAAGCAGACGGCCUGCCUGAAGGAUGCCUUCUCUCCAUCCGAUCAGGCUCCACACGACGACAAGCAUCCGUGGAUUCCAAGUUCAAGCUCUUCUUCCCCAAGGGAGGAAGAGCCGGCGAGGAAGUCAAGGUGGAUGCUUUGCUGCCCAUCGGUACGCAUGUGUUGAAGCUGGAGGAAGGCAAGGACCAGUACGAGAUGGACCUCAAUGGCAUGCAGGUUUCCCUGCACAUGAAGGAGGUGGAACAGCAACCAUUGGAACAGGACGCAGAUGCGAAGAACGAGAUUGACCCACAUGCCAGUCAUCGGCAUCGCGUGGCCAUUUCGGCCCGAAAGUACUUGGAUGAACAUCAACUGCUGGGCUGGGCCCAUAGGCUGUUUCAAGAUUUGAUCCACGAUCAGCCAGACGAUCCGUGGGCCUACAUCGACCAACGAACCGGCGAGGCCCGCACGACGGAUCUCAUCAACAAGGCACAACAGAAGAAAGUGGAAGAGGCCAACUUGGGUGGUCUUCAGCAGGCUCCUGACCUGCCAGAACUGCCACCAAACUUGGAUGACGACGAUGGGGUGCUACAGACCGAAGAGGAGGUUUUGGACAACAUCCGCGUUAAAGCCCACAAUGCCUUGAUGAAGGCUGCUGAGGACGGCUCCCUGGAGAAGGCUCUAAACCUCGGAGAAAAGUCCCAAAAGCCAUCCCUGGAGGAGAUCCGUCAAAAGGCUGCUCAGCACCUGAUGAAAGCAGCUCAAGAUGGGAGCCUUGAAAAAGCCUUGGCUGGGAAGGGCAUGAACAUGGACGAGAUGGAUGCCAUUCGCCAGGAGGCAGCCCAGACCCUGCUGAGAGCUGCAGAGGAUGGAAGUUUGGAGGCAGUUUUGAGCAGGAAGACUGGCGAUCAGGGCUUGGAUGCCUUACGUCAAGAGGCCGCGCAGACCUUGCUGAAGGCUGCGCAGGAUGGCACAUUGGAGGCUGUUCUGAAAAAGAAGCCUACCGAUCAGGAUGUUGAGAGCAUCCGGGCGCAAGCCGCGGCCACCCUACUGAAGGCGGCAGAGGAUGGGACGCUGCAGAAGGUGCUGUCAAGUCAAAGCGUGGACCAGGACCUGGACCUCUUGCGCAAGGAGGCAGCCCAAACCCUGCUGAAGGCGGCCGAGGACGGAUCCCUGGAGGCCGUUUUGAAGAAGAAGGGCACGGAUCAGCAGGACCUGGACGCCUUGCGCAAGGAAGCUGCACAGACUCUUCUGAAGGCGGCACAGAAUGGAACCUUGCAGUCGGUGCUCAGCCAGAAGACUGGGCAGGACAUGGACAAGCUCCGUGAGGAUGCCGCCUCAUUGCUCCUGCGGGCUGCAGAGGAUGGAACCUUAGAAGCGGUGCUGAGCAGCCGGGUGAAGGUGCAGAAGGUGCAGAAGGAUCAGGAGCUUCUACGAUCGAAAGCUGCGGGCAUCUUACUGAGAGCCGCGGAAGAUGGGACGCUGGAGGAUGUUCUCAUGAAGAAGGCCACCAUGAAGGACCCGGAAGAACUGCGUCACCAAGCGGCUGCGACGCUGCUGAAGGCUGCAGAGAAUGGAACCCUUGAGGAAGUGCUGAAGAGCAAGGCCAAGGGGAACGACCUGGAGGCGAUCCGCUUGGAAGCCGCACGCGCCUUGUGUAAGGCCGUGGAGGUGCCGGGCACCCUCGAAGCUGCUUUGGCCAAAGCCAGGGGCCAGGCUUGGCCGUGGAGUUUGGAAGGUAUCCCAUGCACAAUCCACCAGCUCGACACUGGGGAGCUCAGCAAGACGUCGAAUACCUGGACUUCGAUGAAUCCUGAGUGCAAUCACAAGCUCUGGAAUGCCACGCAGGUGGAAACCUUGGUGCGGGAGCAAUCUCCGGAUCUCAUUUGGCCCAUCUGGGACUCGCUGUCCGUGGAGGAACGUGGCGACGUCUUUCGGUACUUGGUGAUCUGGCACCAAGGAGGUUGGUGGGCGGACAGUGACGUGGCGUGUUUGAAGCCUAUCGCCGACUUCCCCGUGCCGUCCAAUGCAACCAUGAUUGUGGGUUAUGAGUUUGGGCAUCGCUGGUCUGAGAAGCAAAGGCAAGAAGUAAACUUCGCUCGGACGGAGCAGUUUGCCAAGCACCCUGGGCUGAGGUAUUUCUUCGCUGCCGCACCGCGCAACCCCGUACUGUUGCGCUGCUUGCGGAUGGUGCGGCAACGCUUCUCGUGGAAGAUCUUGCAGACCUCGGAUUUCACGGGCUCGGCGCUCUUCAGCGAUGCUGUGAAUGAGUUCCUGGAGUCAGACGAGUCCUUGAAUAAGGAGAUUUCUGUCCGCGUGAGUCCUUCAGAAGGAGAACACCUUCUCCUCAGCUUUCAAAGUGAGCGCAUGUACCUCAAGCAGAACUGGAACGUCUGGAUUUUGGCCGCCGGCCGCGUGAACUCGGCCCCCCAGGUGUCUGCAGAUGACCCAAUGGAGGCUCAACAGACAUGCGAAGCCGCAGCCCACCAUGGCAAAGAGCUAAAGGAACGCCAGGAACGGGAACUCGAAGUGCUGAAGCAGGAGGCCGCCUUGGCCCUAUUGAAGGCUGCGGAGGAUGGGUCUUUGGACAAGGCAUUUGCCGAGACCAGGGGAGAGGACCUCGAAGGGCUCCGCAGGGCUGCAGCUGAGACGUUGCUGAUUGCUGCGAAGGAUGGACGAUUGGAGCAGGCUUUGGGAGGUGGAGCCGCAGAGGCGAAGGACCUGGAAGCCUUGCGCCAGACGGCGGCCGACUCCUUGCUGCAGGCGGCGAAGGACGGAAGCCUGGAACAAGCCCUCGAGAUUGUCAAGAAGGACUUUGACUCGGUUCAAUUGGAUGACUUGAGGAAGCAGGCCGCUACAGCGCUCUUGCGCGCCGCGGAGGAUGGGCGCUUGGCCAGCGCCUUGGCACCCAAGGAGCUGGAGCAGAUGCGGCAGGAGGCGGCAGAUGCCCUUUUGCGCGCUGCGAAGGAUGGCAGUUUGGAAAAGGCCCUGUUGAAGGAAACACGUGCCAGCUUAACGGAUCAGGAGGUGAAAGACCUGGCCCGCAACACCUUCGAGGAAGCUGCCUUGGACGGGCGCCUGGCGAAAGCAUUGAGUCAAACCCUGGCCUCCAAAGAGGUCUCUGGUGAGAUGGACGUGGAGGGUUUGCGUGUAGCCGCCAAGGACACCUUGCUGGCUGCCUGUGCGGAUGGUCGUUUGGAGAGUGCCUUGAAGUCACGUGCACGUGCUGAGGUGGUGGAUAGCAUCACGACCUGGGCCGCAGAGGCGAACCAGGUGGCAAAUCCCAAGGACAUCCAAGCCAUCAAGGAUAAGGCUGCGGAUGCCUUGGUGAAGGCUUUGGGCAUGGAGGACGCAGCGCCUCGAGUGCCAGAGCCAGAGGCGAAGGUGGCGCCCUCGCCACCUUCGGAGGAGAUGGCGAAGCUGGAUGUGAAGAAUGUCAAGGCCAAGGUGGCCUGCGAUGCACUACAGAAGGCCACCAGGGUGAAAAUCGUGGGGGUGCAGGCAUACUUUCUGAGUGGAGCCUUCGACUGCUUGGAUGUGAAGGAGCCACUGACAGGCUGA
Molecule: messenger RNA, 3558 nt
Organism: Cladocopium goreaui
Lineage: Eukaryota; Dinophyceae; Suessiales; Symbiodiniaceae
Source: the annotation of a GenBank genome assembly